Xenia sp. Carnegie-2017 is the source of this 600-nucleotide messenger RNA. RefSeq lists its product as uncharacterized. The record is from RefSeq and is a predicted model, not a curated record. The coding region runs from base 19 to 600 and encodes 193 amino acids. The transcript has 3 exons. NCBI's taxonomy places the organism in Eukaryota, Metazoa, Cnidaria, Anthozoa, Malacalcyonacea, Xeniidae.
CAUAAAUAGAGCAAAAAAAUGUCAAAUUCAUCGAGAUCUAACUCGCUCUCUGAGUCUUCGAUCGAGACAAACGCAUCGAUUUCUUCAUCGGAAUUUGUGACGGCAAAUUCGAACGAAUCUAAUUCGGAAAUUUUGCCAUUUGUCGAUAAUAUUGAACCGCUUGCUUCGCCCGAUGAAAUUGCUGAGUACGAAGCUACAGUCGCAGAAGAACGGCGGGUUGAAGACAUGCUGCAAGAUCGUUUUGAUGCCCGUGUUGAUGUUACUUCAUGGUGUGAAUGUGGCCAUUGUUCGUUGGAUCUUGUUGUCAACCCCCAAGAGUGCCGAUGCUGCAUGGAAAUAGAGCAAUGCCGUGGUAAAAUGUAUCAGUUCGACAUCGAUGAAAGGAAACGCAUUUUGGAUCACCCUGGUUUUAACGAAGUUUGCCUGAACGAAUUUGUUCUUCAAGCAGCUUCGUUUGGUUUAAAGACCAAAGGUCAUCGCAUGAUACAGACACUUCAUUUUGUAUUUAGUUUUCCUCCAGAUCAGUAUCCAGAUUAUAAUCUGAGUCCUCUUCCCUGGAUUCAACUUGCCAUACAGUUCAAUCUUAACCUGAUUUGUUGA